UAUCGGCUCGCGUAUCAAGGCGUACGUCGAUCUGUCCGGCAUUCUGGAGCUCGGAGGAUCCGUCCCGCGAAGCCUCUGUAGGCACCCCGUAAUCUAUUUCCAUCCCUCUCCCUCUCUCUUCGUCUGUCGAAUGCACCGCUCCUCUGUCCCAUAGCCACAUAAUAUAUUCUCGAAAUGCAAUUACCAGUCGGGAUUAUGUGCUCGUCGUUCACCUGACAGGUGUCCGUUCGUCCUUUGCUCGACUCUGCAGGUUCUAAGCGUGGGUAAUUAAACUGCAACGUUAUAGACGCGGACCGCCUGCCUGCGUUGCUCUGCUGAUAAACGACCGGCUUAUGGUAGUCGGAAACUUUCUUAUUUACAUGCUUUGUUUUGUUGUAUUAUAUUUUCCUCAGGCUGACGUGGUGAACAGGAACAGAUUCGACAUCGAGGCCAUCUACAGGGAUCGGUGAAUCAUUGCCGAAUCACUGGUAGCUGCGUCUACACUCAAGCAACCCAUGAAGACUUCGCGGAGGAUCCUUCUUCCCACACUACGGAGUCUCUAAUUUUUUGCACCUCACCGAAUCAAGUCGUUGAAAAUUUCAACAUGCUGAAUUCAUUGCUCCUACUUUUUUCAGCUCUAAAGGCGAGGAUACUUCACUUUCAAGCCUACUCUCGGUGUAACCAGAGAACUAAUUCUGUACAACCAACACCACAAGAAAAAUUAUAUCGAUGGACGAAUAAACAAUUAUCGGCAUCCCGAAAGUAUGUUUUACAGAAGACAAGGAUAUUACUAUCGGCUUAUCAAACAUUUACCCUUUAUCAAGCACUUCGAUAUCUACGAUCCUCAGUCGUUUAUCCGCGAAGAUGUUCUGGAUAACCUUGUCGUCUGCAUGCUCGUCUACUGCCUUUUCUAUUUCGGUUUAUGGUACGCCGACAAGGUCAUCAAUCAAAUCGAGAAAGUAAACGAGAAAAUGGUCGCGGUUGUACGUGACAAUAAAACCAAAUUGGAGGACUUGAGCACCCUGAAAAAGAAGCGAUUAGAGUACGAGGAUGUGGUUGUCAAAACGAAAGGUGUGCAACGUCAGAUCGAAACAUAUCUAGAAAACGAACUGGAAAUAUUGACCGCGGAACUGACGGCGACGGAGCGGAAAAUAGGCGAUUUGGAAAAAGUGUUUGGAAAAUGCAAAUCUGUGGGAAGCGCUUUUAACACGGGAAUACCCGCUUCCGGUCCGGAAGGCGAAAUGGCGAUCGAGGACGGCCAGGCGUCAUCGGAGGAAAAACCGGAAGACGUUAAGGUAUUGGAACCGUCGUUCCCGCCCCCCUUGCCGCCCGAACCUCCGCCCCGGAAGUACGGAAUCUUCGUCGCCAGGCCACCCGGACAUCGCGUCAUUCCCGGAUAUGGACCGCCACCCCCUCCACCGCCCCCGAAAAUCGGAUUCAAGCUGCCCGGCAUCUGCUGAGCUUUCGGAAUUCGCCGCCGGAUCGGAUCAUUCGGACAGAAAAAUCGUUGAGCGGAAUAUUUGGCAGACGAGGAGAUUUGGCGAAAGUGAGGAAAAAUCGCGAAAUUUCGGAACGAAACGGCCGGUAGACGAUCGCAGUGCAGAUA
Messenger RNA from Neodiprion fabricii, 1585 nucleotides. RefSeq names its product protein enabled homolog. The coding region runs from base 744 to 1439 and encodes 231 amino acids. The record is from RefSeq and is a predicted model, not a curated record. Lineage: Eukaryota; Metazoa; Arthropoda; Insecta; Hymenoptera; Diprionidae. The transcript is spliced from 10 exons.